This is a messenger RNA of Petromyzon marinus (sea lamprey), 2156 nucleotides long. Its product is annotated as transcription factor CP2-like. NCBI's taxonomy places the organism in Eukaryota, Metazoa, Chordata, Hyperoartia, Petromyzontiformes, Petromyzontidae. The record is from RefSeq and is a predicted model, not a curated record. Gene Ontology annotation, cellular component: nucleus. Gene Ontology annotation, biological process: regulation of transcription by RNA polymerase II. Gene Ontology annotation, molecular function: DNA-binding transcription activator activity, RNA polymerase II-specific; RNA polymerase II cis-regulatory region sequence-specific DNA binding.
GGAGAGAGACGAGAGGGGGAGACGAGGAGAGGGAGAGAGGCGAGAAGCGACGCGGAGGUGACGAGGCGAGUCGGUAAGAAGAGGAGACGAGGUGAGAAGAGAGCACACUAGGGGGAGAAAGACGACGAGGAGGCGAGGUGUGAGGAGAGGCGACGAGGAAAGAGGCAAAGAAGUCCGACGAGGUGGGAGUGCGAGCGAGAUACACGCGCAUGAAGUAGACGGAAGAGGUGGACGAGGUGGAAGGAGGAGGAGGAGGUGACGAGACGAAGGGGGGUGGUGUGGGAGAGAGAGGGAGGGAGGGAGAGGCAUCUGGCGACCUCCCUCGCCAUGGCGUGGACGCUGAAGCUGCCGCUGCCGGACGAGGCCAUCGAGUCGGGGCUGGCGCACGACUUCGACUCCAGCCUGUCGGGCAUCGGGCAGGAGCUGGGGGCCGGGGCCUACAGCAUGAGCGACGUGUUGGCGCUGCCCAUCUUCAAGCAAGAGGAGUCGAAUCUGUCGAGCGAGAGCGACGCGAAGCAGCCGCCGUUCCAGUACGUGCUGUGCGCGGCCACGUCGCCCGCCAUCAAGCUGCACGACGAGACGCUCACCUACCUGAACCAAGGUCAGUCGUACGAGUUGAGAAUGCUGGAUAACAGGAAGAUGGGAGAACUCCCGGAGAUCAACGGCAAAUAUGUCAAGAGCAUCGUGCGCGUGGUGUUUCACGACCGCCGCCUGCAGUACACGGAGCACCAGCAGCUCGAGAGCUGGAAGUGGAACCGCCCCGGGGAUCGCAUCCUCGAUAUCGACAUGCCGAUGUCCGUGGGCAUCGUGGACCCGAGGGCCAACCCGACGCUUCUCAACACCGUGGAGUUCCUGUGGGACCCUGCCAAGCGCUCGUCCGUCUUCAUCCAGGUGAACUGCAUCAGCACGGAGUUCACGCCCCGGAAGCACGGGGGCGAGAAGGGAGUGCCGUUCCGCGUUCAGAUCGACACGUUCAAGCAGAAUGACGGCGGGGAGUACACGGAGCACCUGCACUCGGCCAGCUGCCAAGUCAAGGUCUUCAAGCCGAAAGGUGCGGAUAGGAAACAAAAGACGGACCGAGAUAAGAUGGAGAAACGGACGCCGCUGGAGAAGGAGAAAUACCAGCUGUCCUACGACACCACCAUCCUCACCGAGAUGAAACGGGCCGGCACUAAUGGCGGAGACGCGCAUGAGAAUGAGCUGAAAAAAUCGACUAAGAGGACUAUGCUAGGCGAAGUCGGGGAUUAUCAUGCAAAGAGAGGCAGUUCUUGCUCGCCGUGGCCAGACACGACGUACCUCGACAACAGCCCCACCACCACGACGACGACGACGACGGUGACGGCGGUGGCGGCCACCAGCAGCUUCCAGCCGGCCACCUCAUCCGCCGCACCCACCACCUUCGUCAACGACAGUGACUGCUCAUCGCCAAACCACCAGAACGAGGUGUCCAAUAACGCCAUCCUCGAGAGCUUUACAGUAGAAGCCCUCUUAACGACGCAGCAGAAGCUGUCGCCUACGGCCACAAUCCAAGAGAUGCAGCAGUGGCUGCACCAACACCGUUUCUCCAGUUUCAGUCGCCUCUUCUCAAACUUCACAGGGGCGGACCUCCUCAAGCUGUCUCGAGAUGACCUCAUCCAGAUCUGCGGUGCGGCCGAUGGGAUUAGGCUCUACAACGCCGUCAAGGCCAGGUCGGUGCGCCCACGCCUCACCAUGUACGUGUGCCAGGAGACGCAGCCGCCGAAGAAGGCCGCGGCGCAGACGCAGCCUUCGCAGGCCGUCACGGAAAACGGAGGCCCCCCGCACAGCGCCAUCUACGUUUACCACGCGGUGUUCCUGGAGGAGCUGACGGCCGCGGAGCUCCAGGAGAAGCUCGCCACCCUCUUCAACAUCUCCCCACGCCAGAUCCAGCACAUCUACCGGCAGGGCCCCACCGGCAUACACGUCCUCAUCAGCGACCAGAUGGUACAAAAUAUCCCGGACGAGACGUGCUUUAUCCUCGACACUCUGAAAGCGGAGAACACGGAGGGAUACCACAUAAUAUUAAAAUGAGUCUGCGGGGACACGUUACUCUGCGACCGCAACCCCGUCCCCAGGAACAACUUGCCCGAGUCAUCUCUCCGUCGUUACUGUAAGCUGUUUUUAUUUUACCAGGUAAG